Messenger RNA from Carica papaya (papaya), 712 nucleotides. The record is from RefSeq and is a predicted model, not a curated record. NCBI's taxonomy places the organism in Eukaryota, Viridiplantae, Streptophyta, Magnoliopsida, Brassicales, Caricaceae.
UGUUUCUUGGAAGAAUGAGAGGAGAGAGGAACUUCUUUUUAUGAGCAGCAAGGCUACUUGGAAACCAUCUAAGGCAAUAAGAGGGGGCAUACCUGUUUGUUUCCCGCAGUUUGGAAAUCUUGGCUCACUUGAACAACAUGGAUUCGCCAGAAACAGAUUAUGGUCCUUUGACAAUGAUCCCUCGCCUUUGCCUCCAGCUAACAGUCCAUCAACGGUGGAUUUGAUUUUGAGGUCUUCAGAGGAUGUUCUAAAGAUCUGGCCACGAAGCUUUGAGUUGCGUCUACGUAUUACUCUUAGUCCUGGCAAGCUGACGAUCAUUCCUCGCGUGAGAAAUACUGAUAACAAGCCCUUCUCCUUUAUGUUCGCGUUGCGUAACUACUUGUCUGUAUCAGAUAUAAGUGAAGUUCGUGUUGAGGGUUUGGAGACUCUUGAUUUCUUUGAUAAUCUGAUGCACAGAGAAAGAUAUACAGAGCAGGCAGAUGCAAUUACUUUUGAUGGCGAGAUUGACAGAGUGUAUUUAGAUACCCCGACAAAGAUUGCCAUUAUAGAUCACGAGAAAAAGAGAACCUUUGAAUUGAGGAAGGAAGGCAUGCCAGAUUCAGUUGUAUGGAACCCUUGGGAUAAGAAGGCCAAGGCUCUUUUGGAUUUGGGAGAUGAAGAUUACAAAACCAUGUUAUGUGUGGAUUCUGCUGCUAUUGAGACCUCUAUUAUC